Messenger RNA from Dreissena polymorpha, 2186 nucleotides. RefSeq lists its product as uncharacterized. NCBI's taxonomy places the organism in Eukaryota, Metazoa, Mollusca, Bivalvia, Myida, Dreissenidae. Gene Ontology annotation, molecular function: ubiquitin-protein transferase activity. The transcript is spliced from 2 exons. Gene Ontology annotation, cellular component: nucleoplasm; chromatin. Gene Ontology annotation, biological process: positive regulation of DNA-templated transcription. The record is from RefSeq and is a predicted model, not a curated record. The coding region runs from base 114 to 1604 and encodes 496 amino acids.
AAGCAGGUCGCAUAGCGUUCAUGCUAGUGUAUGCCACGUCGAUGGAUGCCAUUUGAGUAGUGUAUUGCAUUGUAUGCACGACACAAAGUGGUGGGACGUUUUUAAGUGUUAUCAUGGAAACGGGGAGCCAUGCUAAGUUUCCUAUUGCGUGCGUCGAAGAGAGCAAAUAUUCAAACGAGCCACAUCUGGAUGCAAGCCAGAACAAAACAUUUCUUACUGACCAGCAUAAAACAUGCAUUGACGGCUGUACAACAACGGCGAUUCCAUCUGCAUGUCCAACCGAAAUGGUUUCAAGAGAUUACACUUCUUACUGCGAUUUGUGCAAAGUCGAUGAGCUUCAAGUAGAAGCUGUUGGAUUUUGUAUCAACUGUACCGAUUUCCUGUGUCGAAACUGUUUAUUAAACCACACCAAGAUAAAGGUAACGCGUUCUCACACAAUUUUACAAGGAGAAAACCUUCCGACUGAUCCUGAACCAAUAAUAGCAUUGCGUAAACUGGUGAAAUGUGAUAUACAUCCUGAAUACCGGUAUGAUAUUAAAUUUGUAUGUGCUGAACAUUCGACUACUAUCUGCGCAAUGUGCCUCACAGACAAACAUCGAAUGUGUACUUUCCAGAAAAUCAGUGAAUUAAAAGAAGAGUAUCGAAGGAAAGAAGCGACGGUAAAAGCCAACCUACUAGACGUUCAUCAACGCAUAGAGGAGUUUAAAUUAAAUCGAGACAAAUAUAUCGGUACAAUUGAAGCUCAGCAAAAGCAAGUUAUUUCGGAAGCACAAGGCAUUGCACAACAGCUUAUUGAAAAGAUCGUAACGCUCACUACAAAAGUGGAAGAUACUGUAAAUGGGCACUUGGAUAAAGAAAUCAGUACCACCAAAGAAAGUCUACGUGAUGCAGAUAAGUUGUUCCAGGAAAUUAAAAAAAUCACAGACUUAUUUGAAGCGGCCCAGCAGUAUGGUAAUUCAGAAGAGUGCGUCCUUGCGUCACGUUAUAUUGACCAUAAGGUCAAGGAAAUCUUUCGAAAAAUAAGUUUGUUGGAAAGUCACGAGGAUAAACACAUUUCGUUAGAGAAAAAUGUACAAUUACAUAAGUUAGAUACUAUUUGUUAUGUAACGCUUUUAGGAACAAAUCAGCAAUCAGGAAAAGAAAAUGCGCGUGAUGAAGUCAUGAAACAGCUUCAAAUGAAUGAACGAGAUGACAGCAAACUUAACAUUACAACGCGCGAGUGCGGGACAUCAUGCGAUCUUUCUGUAUUGAAGUGCAAUAAGGAAGUACAAACCGUUGACGCAGAUGCGCAAUCUACUUCAGAAGAGAUGCUCGUAAAAUCGUCUGACCAAUCAAAUCCGCCUUUAAUUAAGAGACCUUAUAUCGAUCGGACUGUUUUGCCAAAUGCAUGUACAUGUAAAAUAAGUUCCACUAACGAUUCGUUGAAUUGUUUUGUAACUGCUAUCGUUACCCUUCAUAACGGGAAGACGUUGAUAGCUGAUCGGAAUAACAAAAAGAUAAAACUUUUGUCAAACGACUUUGUUGUUUUGGAGGAAUAUUCUCUCUCUCUGGGUGUCCGAUCGAUAUGUGUGUUGCUGAUCAGCACGUAUACGUAUGUUGCUUGAAUGAAAGGAAAUUAUUACGCUUUAUGAUAAGCGGGGAUGGAAGGUUGAUUCAGGCGAGCGGAUAUGCAACUCUUUAUUGGCCUGUGAGCCUGUCUUCAUUUGAUGACAAAGGGUCAUUGAAAAGCGCGGGUGAAUGAACGUCGAAUAAUAACGAGUGGAAGUAAGAAACAUAUAUCCUUCGAGUACUGUCUACCAAAUGAUACUGUCUACCAAUGUCAUCCCAAACAUGCCAUAUAUCUGCUGUUUUAAUUCUUAUUGUUGGUUUGAGUGUAUACAAAAUUUUUGAAUUUGUACAUUUUGGUUUAAGUACCACAUAAUUGCAUUCCUAUGGAAAGUAUGUUUAGAUUUGUUUUAAUACAAAAUAUGACGUAAUGGAAAAAUAUAUACACAUUUAUAUGUUUUUGGAAAGAUUGAGUAAGAAGAUUUUACUUUUGGUUCAAAUUUUUCGCCUUAACUGCAUACGCUAGUCACGUUACAAAUCGGUGCGCAUGAAAGAUGAAGGCUGUAGCUAUAUAUUUCGAAAUUUUCACAAGUUACUGGCUUAAACUUUGUACAUACCAAUGGACAUUUUUGUUAAAUUUA